AGCGACUCCGGCGCUCCCGGCAGCCAGCACACGGAAGGAAGAUGGCGGCUGCGGGGGUGCGAGUUUGCGGCCGCGGCGCUCUCCUCCUGUUCCUGGCCACCGCGGCCCUGACAACCGGUGUCCUUGGUGACCGAUUCAGCAUAUUGAGGGCCCCACAAUAUGUCAAUUUCCAGAAUGUUGCAGGACCUUUACCUAUGGGCCGGAUUCCAGAUGUGUUGGCAUUGUCUAUGGGUUUUUCAGUUGAGGAGGAUCUUUCGUGGCCUGGACUUCUAGGAGGCAAUUUGUUCAGCCGACCACGAGCCACCAUUCUUGUGACUGUGAGGGGAGUAGAAGAGAUUGUUCUGCCCAAGAAUGGAAUCUCGUACCUUGUUGAAAAUCCAGUCCCUUUCACCUUGGAUAGUAUUUCAAAUUCUAUCCACUCCUUGUUUUCGGAGGAAACUUCAGUGGUUCUGCAGUUGGCUCCCAGUGAGGAGAGGUUGUACAUGGUGGGGAAAGCAAAUGCCAUUUUUGAGGAUCUCCCUGUAACUUUGCGACAGAUGAGGAAUCGCUUGUUCCAAGAUGACUCUGUGCUGAGCUUCCUUCCUCCUAAUUCCCUGAACAAAAAUAAUGAGGUUGACUUGCUAUUCCUUUCAGAGCUGCAAGUUCUUCAUGAUAUUUCUGCAUUGCUGUCUCGACACAAGCAUUUGGCAAAAGACCAUUCACCUGAUCUUUAUUCACUAGAGCUAACGGGUCUGGAAGAGAUUUUAAAACAUUAUGGGCAGGACUCCCAGCAAUUCCGUGAUGCUGCCCAAAUCCUUGCAAAUGUCAUCCAGAAGUUUGCAGAUGAGAUGUUCAGCAUUUAUAAUGGAAAUGCGUUAAUAGACCUGCUGACAGUGAAGACAUUUGAUGUUCCUCUUAUGCGAAAGACUCGAUCUAUCUUGGAAUCUACAUCCAUAAGCAACCCAGGCAGUCCAUACGGCUUCGCCUAUCAGUACAACUAUAACUAUGCUGUUGUCUUCAACAUUGUCCUGUGGUUAAUGAUAGCCCUAGCCUUAGCUGUGAUCGUUAUUUCCUAUAACCUGUGGAACAUGGAUCCUGGCUAUGACAGCAUUAUCUAUAGAAUGACCAGCCAGCGAAUUAAAAUGGAAUAAACUUUCUUUGUCAAAACCAACCUAAAGGAGGGAAUCACUGAGGAUACAAACUGAUGGGUUAGGAAAGUUAAAUAUUGAUUUCUGACCUUUGUUCUGUUUCUUGCUAAGGCAGUAUUCCAACAUUGGAGGGGAGGGGGGUAAUGUGGGGAUGUGAAACAUAAUUUUUCAAUGUAAAUUUAAAUAUCCAUCACCUCUGCACUUAUAUCUAAGAUAUAUUUGUGUAGAUAUAUUUGCAGAAAUAUCUGGCUGUCACAGUAGCUAUUAUCAACAAAUAUGGGAUACAGUGGCUACUUAAUCAUGGAAAACUUCUACAUGAUCUCUCAAAUUGUAUUAUAUUUUAAAUACGAUGCAAUAGUGGGAGGGGAAAGAAGGAAAUUACUUGAUGAUGAACAAUUAAUUAUUGCUGAUGAAACUUGAGCAGUGCUGACAAAUUAAUGUCCUCAAGAUUUUAGUUGUCUCUAAAGAUCCUUCAACCCAAGGAAAAAAUCUUGCUAAUUUUAGUUAAAUAAUUUCUUAUUCUAAAUCCAAUCUGCACCAACAUCAAAUGUUUACAAAGUAGUCCAAUGCUAUUGCUGAACAACUGUAACACAAAUAAGUAUAAUGUGCAUUCUUCACCCGGUGCUGGUUUACCAAACUGGCCUCAGCUCAACUUCCAUCAUCAAUAUAAUGAGUAUUCCGGGGAAGAGUUUGUAUUGAAAUUGAUGGAAGAGAAUGACUUCACAUGAGCAUUUCAUUGGGUUAUAGUAUCGCAACUCCUUUCUCUAUUAUUCUGCAAUUAAAUUGGUUCUGUCUGUAUAUAUUAGGAAUAUUACUGCUUGAAUGACUUGCCACUCUAUUCAGUACUGUUGGAUUCAGUUUGUCAUUUUAUGUUGAAAUAGUGACCAGAUCAGUGAUAGAUAUUAGCUUCAAUGAAAAAUGCACUGUGAUAUGAAUUAACUUGAUUUUGUGAAAAUUAUUCUUAAAUGAUUCGACUUCUCCAUUGCUUUCAUGUUUAAAGUGAAUGUGGUGUAAAGAUGUAAAUUACUAUGUGGACUGUUGAAUGGCAGUCCUAUUAAAGACAAUCUGUAUGUUCAUUUGCAACUGUUAAACCUGUCUCUUAGUGAAGUGAGUUCGGUACAUAAAGGUAGAGAAUAGAAAUGGAUCUUUGUAUUUAUGUGAAAGCCUAUGUGUUACUUGUGUUCUGUGUAAAUGUUAUUAAUAAAGGAUGACUGUAUACAGUUA
Callorhinchus milii (elephant shark) is the source of this 2351-nucleotide messenger RNA. RefSeq names its product ATPase H+ transporting accessory protein 2 (gene atp6ap2). The transcript has 9 exons. Gene Ontology annotation, biological process: positive regulation of Wnt signaling pathway. Gene Ontology annotation, cellular component: membrane; external side of plasma membrane. Gene Ontology annotation, molecular function: signaling receptor activity. The record is from RefSeq and is a predicted model, not a curated record. The coding region runs from base 42 to 1130 and encodes 362 amino acids. Lineage: Eukaryota; Metazoa; Chordata; Chondrichthyes; Chimaeriformes; Callorhinchidae.